Molecule: messenger RNA, 1059 nt
Organism: Arachis stenosperma
Lineage: Eukaryota; Viridiplantae; Streptophyta; Magnoliopsida; Fabales; Fabaceae
Product: protein FAR1-RELATED SEQUENCE 6-like
Exons: 4
Coding region: 1-1059 (352 amino acids)
Biological process (GO): regulation of DNA-templated transcription
Source: RefSeq, a predicted model, not a curated record
AUGCAUGAGGAGGCAAGAGGUUUCUAUAAUAACUAUAGCCGCAUUAAGGGGUUUGCAACAAGACAAGGAAAGAAGGUAAGAAAUAUUGUCGGAGAGAUUGUUAGGUACACUUUUGUCUGCAAUAGAGAGGGGUUCAGAGAGAAGAAAUGGUUGGAGAAGACUGAUAGAAAGAGGGAGCAUAAAGUGGUAACUCAAUGUGGUUGUGUGGCUGAGAUGAGGAUUAAGAGGAAAGACGGUAGCGGAAAGUGGUAUGUCUCACGAUUUAUUGAUGAGCACAGUCACGAGUUGCUGCUGGGGAAGUUUGUUGAUUUCUUGAGAUCACACAGGAAAAUUUCAGAGGUUGAGAUUGCUCACCUAACCAUCAUGCGGGAUAUAGGAAUUAUCAUUCCGAAGAUCUAUGAAUCGUUUGCAGCCCAGCUUGGUGGCUUCAACAUGGAUAGAGAUGUAAAUGCGGCAAUUCGAUUCCUAGAAGGUGUUGGUCGUGUUGAUGGGAAAAUGUUUUGGAGGCAUAGAUUAGGUCUUGAACAACACUUGUGCGACUUGUUUUGGAGUGAUGGGCGCAGUCAGUAUGAUUAUGGGGUAUUUGGUGAUGUGCUGGCAUUCGAUGCGACCUAUGGGAGGAACAAAUACAAUCGACUCGUAGUGGUGUUUUAUGGGGUUAACCAUCACAACCAGACCUGCGUAUUUGCCACGACUUUAGUGUCAUGCGAGUCACAUGAAUCUUAUGUAUGGGUGCUUGAUCAAUUUUUGGAGUACAUCGAGACAAACGAAUUUGAGGUGAUGUGGGAGAUAAUGCUUGACGAAUGUGGCAUGAGGGAGGUUGAAUGGGUACAGGAGUUGUACAGGAAGAAGUAUUCAUUGUCAACUACUUAUAUUAGAGGAAGAUUCUUUGCGGGGAUUAGAACAACUUCUCGGUGCGAGUCUUUGCACGCAAAACUGGGACGGUUUGUGGAAAGCAGGACUCCGGUCUUGCAAACUCAGUUCAUAGACUUAGAGAAGUCUGGUGCCACACGAUUCACAUGGGAGAUGUUUUGGAGAUAUCAUGAGUCGCUAAAAUAG